Molecule: messenger RNA, 1629 nt
Organism: Oikopleura dioica
Lineage: Eukaryota; Metazoa; Chordata; Appendicularia; Copelata; Oikopleuridae
Source: the annotation of a GenBank genome assembly
AUGGCAAAGGAAGUGAUUGAUAAGGACCUGCUUGAGUUGAGGGCGCAGUAUAUGGACUCUGGUAGAAGUAGAAGGAGUUGUACGAUAGUCAAGCAGGAGAAGGAAGUAGAAAAGACGAAGAAUGUCCAGACAAAGAAGAAAGUAACGAACAAACCAGCUUCGAAUUCGAACUCAAAGCGGCCAACAAAAGCAAGAAAAAUAAAAACAGCUAAAAAAUCCCUUCGAGUUCCAGCAAAAACCAAACCUAAAGUUCCAGCCAAGAAAUCUCCCAAAGUUCCCGACAAAAAGCUAAGAACUGUUACAGUAGCUAAGAACAGUCCAAAAAAGAAAGCGCCGCAAAGAGGCAAAACACAAACCGGAAAAGAAGCAGGAAAGAAAGAUGAAGCACAGAAAAUCUCGAACGUUGUUUACAAGGAUGCCACGGGGCUCACUUCCGAUGAAGAAUCAGAAUUUUCGUCAGAAUCUGAGGGAGAAUGGGAUGAAAGAAAGACUGAUUCUAAGGGAAAUAAGCGUGAAGACUCUCGUGCCAAUCUUCCGGGAAUCUCGAGCUCGAGCGAAAGUGAUUCCGAGAUCGAUGCUGAAAUUCCAUCAACCGACGAGGAAGCACCUGGCCCAUCUGGCCUCGGCAAAUCAAUACAGCGCCCCACGCAGCGUAAAAAUAGAGUUGUCCGAAAACGACCGGCGAUACAGAAUCGCUACAUCGUUCCCAAGAGAAUACUCGUUGACAGAGAGCUUGGCCCAUUGGCCACUUUUGGAACAGAUUCAGAGCAAGCGAACAUGAAUUUCAGCGAGACUCUUGGAAACCCUGAAUUAGGUGAAACAAGCUGGACAGAGGCGGAAUUGUCUACUUUAACUGAUAUUCUGGACUCCAUGAGAGCAAAGGCAGAUCAUAUAGGAAUAUAUGGUCUUAGCGAGCGCCAAACAAUGAAGAUCCAGCGACAGCUCACAACCAAAUCCGGCAGACAAAUCAAAGCAGCAGUUAGUUCAACUUUGAUGCAGAUAAAAGAGAAUGAAAAAAUAACGGACCCAGAAAAGCACUCGGCUUCGUUCUUGUGGAACGAACUAUUCAAGAGCAUAUUUGGCCACGAUGCAGAAAUGAAGGCGAUAGUAGAAAAGCAUCAUGAUGCGUUCGAGAGUUUCUUUUCUGACAAGGCAGAAGAGGUGGAAUUCGAGGAUGGACGAAAUCGAGAGGUUAAACUCGCUCGAGAGGAGAGAGAAAUUGCUGGUGUUCCAAAGCAAGCUGAAGUGGAUAUUCCUGAGAUAUACAGAUAUUUGGGGGCACUCUCUAGUCGCAAAAAUAAGACAUUGCCACGACUGAAUAUUGCGACAAGUGCUCUUCUUGUUGAGUUACUCGACGAAAUCGAAAGAGAAGCAGACGAUGUCGUCUCGCCGAAUCUUCAGGACGAAUUGAACAAACGAUACGCCGCAACGCUUACAAACCGGCGUUAUGUUCCUUUCUUGGAUAGUCAAAGAAAAGUUUUCCAGCGAACAAACAAAGAGUUUGAUGAGUUCAAUCCGCUUGCAUUGAGUCUUGAAAAGUGGAGUGAAAGGCUCGAAGGAGAUGGCAGCACCGAAAUGGUCGAUACUUUUUCGAUGGAAUUUGAAAGUCCUCAUGCUGAGACUGGCUGA